Molecule: messenger RNA, 837 nt
Organism: Paramuricea clavata
Lineage: Eukaryota; Metazoa; Cnidaria; Anthozoa; Malacalcyonacea; Plexauridae
Source: the annotation of a GenBank genome assembly
AUGCAAGUUGAAUACUUAGAUCAAUCAUGUCAAUUGCCAUUCCAUGUAGUCCAGACUAAGGGUCCAGUGUUAAUGGGUCGAGAUUGGCUUCACAAGCUUCGCCUCGACUGGAAAACCAUUAAGUUGUUGAAAUCCUCAGAUUCCAGCCAUAGAAACCCUGGCACGACUACACAAGAGAAGCUGAAAAACCUAUUGAAUACGUAUGCAGAGGUUUUUGAAGACAAGCUGGGAACUUUCAAAUCUGCCAAAGCAAGGAUAACUCUCAAAGAAGGUAGUCAACCACAGUUUCGCAAAGCUCGUCAGGUCCCAUAUUCCUUACGACCGAAAGUGGAGGAAGAACUGAAGAGACUUCAGAGCGAAGGUAUUUUGUCGAAAGUAGAGUGGAGUGAUUGGGCGACACCGAUUGUACCAGUGCCGAAACAAGAUGGUUCAGUCCGUAUUUGUGGUGACUUCAAAGGUACUAUUAACCCAACACUGCAAGCAGAACAGUAUCCUCUGCCUCGAAUCGAAGAUAUAUUUGCCCAUUUAGCUGGUGGGAAAAAGUUUUCCAAGAUUGACCUCCGCCAAGCUUACCAUCAGAUUGAGCUGGAGGAAGAAUCCAAGAAGUACCUUACAAUUAAUACGUCCAUGGGCUUGUUUCAAUACAAUCGAUUGGUGUUUGGUAUUACCUCAGCUCCCGCCAUUUGGCAGCGUACCAUGGAUCAGAUUCUGGAAGGAACUUCUGGUAUUAGUUGUAUCCUAGAUGAUAUGAUUGUGACGGGUAAAAGCGACGCAGAGCAUAUGGCUAACCUGGAGGAGGUCCUUCGACGGCUGGACGGCUGCACCACCAUGGGUUAA